Messenger RNA from Drosophila eugracilis, 654 nucleotides. RefSeq lists its product as uncharacterized. The record is from RefSeq and is a predicted model, not a curated record. The coding region runs from base 198 to 569 and encodes 123 amino acids. The transcript has 2 exons. Lineage: Eukaryota; Metazoa; Arthropoda; Insecta; Diptera; Drosophilidae.
GAUAUAUCAGACUUCUUAGGGGUAGGGCUUUUAGGAAUUAGAUUACUUAAGAGCCCUAUCAAGUUUAAUUACAAUUUUCAUAGCGAAUUAAUAUUGCAAAUAAGCGUAGUAAAACAGUUAUUUUUUCAUAAUUCGAAAACUAUAUAAACGGCGUUAAGUUCUUAGACAUCUCUUAACCAUACUGAAGUCCCUCAGCCAUGAGAUCCAACAAAGUCGUUUACCUCGCCUUAAGCUUAAUUCUGCUGGAAAUCUUUGCACCAUUCAAAGUGCAAGCUUUUAAAAUCGAUCUCGAUGUGAUUAACCAGUGCUCCGAAGUGGCUUUAAAAGCAGUAAGCACCUUGGCCGUAAGGGUUAUACCAUGUACUAGGAAAUUGGCAAAAUGUGCACAAUUUACACCAAUGAAGACCAAGGAUCUUGAUAUUUCCAAUUUGGCACUUUUGGUCUAUCAAUUCAUGCAGAAAAUCGUUAACAGCCAGAAAUGUCUGUUGAUCUCGUUGAAGGAAGCUUACGAAGCUGUAAGCCCACACGUAACCCCAUUGGUUGCUAUGAAAUGUAAUCCAUUUUCAUAAAACGAAAGCUUAAAUUUAGCCCAGUUAAAACGAUUUCUAUGAAAAACCAAUUCAAGAAUCGAUAAUAUAUAUAUGCAGAAAUCUA